Messenger RNA from Triticum turgidum subsp. durum (durum wheat), 1248 nucleotides. The record is from the annotation of a GenBank genome assembly. Lineage: Eukaryota; Viridiplantae; Streptophyta; Magnoliopsida; Poales; Poaceae.
AUGCACUUUGCGUACCCUCCUAAUCUAUCGAUCGAUCCGGUCGGGUCGAACCAGCAAAGCAGCUGCACGUGCAAACACCGGCCUGGGCGCCGUUUACAGAUGGUAAUUACUUCUUCCGCUCCCGGGAUUAGGCUCCAAGGAAAUAUCGGCAAGAUCACAUCCACAGCCUUCGCAAGGCAACAAAAUUGCAAGCGAUUGCUGACAAACAGGUCGAUUUCGACCGAUCUCCUCCGCAUAUGUGGUUCUCUGCUGCCCUUGCCGCUUCUCCUCCCAUCCUCCUUGUCCUCGGGCGCACGGGGAAACGACGCCGGCGAGAUGGCUCCUCCCCGCGCGGUGAUCUGCGUGGGUGACGUCCACGGGUACAUUUCCAAGCUGGAGAGCCUCUGGGCGAACCUCCGGUCCGCGCUCCCCGCCGACGCCUUCGCCACCGCGCUCGUCAUCUUCCUCGGGGACUACAACGACCGCGGCCCGCACACCCGCCGCGUCCUCGACUUCCUCCUCGCGCUCCCGGCCCGCCACCCGGCUCAGCGCCACGUCUUCCUCUGCGGCAACCACGACCUCGCCUUCGCCGCCUUCGUCGGAGCGCUGCCGCCGCCCCCCGACGGCUCCCCUUUCGCCGCCACCUGGGCCCAAUACAUCGACAACGAGGCCCACGAGGGAUGGUUCCGCGGGCCGGGCCACGAGGACAUGCACGUGCAAGGGAGGAGAUGGGGCGGCGUCAUCAAGGAGAGGUGGAACCCCAAGAAGGGCCUCCCGUACAAGGGCUCUAUCUACGAUGCUCAGCCCACCUUCGAGUCCUACGGCGUCGCCCAUGGAUCACCAGAUCUCAUGAAAGCUGUGCCUGAGGAGCACAAGAAGUUUCUGCAUGACUUGGUUUGGGUCCAUGAAGAGGAAGACGUUCGUAUUGAUACAGAUGGAGGCCAGAUUCUAUGCAAACUGAUCGCGGUUCAUGCCGGCCUGGAAAAGUCCUUGGAUUUGAAUGAGCAGCUUAGAGUUUUGAGAACUAGAGACACAAGUGUUCCAAAAGUUCAAAUGCUUAGCGGGAGGCAGGAUGUUUGGAACAUACCACAGGAUCUGGCCGGCAAGCAGACCAUCGUUGUAAGUGGGCAUCAUGGGAAGCUCCACGUGGACGGUCUCAGGUUCAUCAUCGACGAAGGUGGCGGGUACGCAGAUAAACCUAUAGCGGCCGUUGUUUUCCCUUCGAAGGAAGUGAUCAGGAGCACAGAGGGAACGGCGUCCCAGAAUUAA